AUGGUUAUUGUUGAUAAAAUUUUUCUUUUCGCCUUUCAUUCCAAUUUUUAUCAGUUUUUAUCUGUUAAAUCUAUUUUUAUAUUUUUUUUAGCUUUUAAGGCUUUUUUUAGUCAAUUCCCUCUCAGUUUCCACAAAAUUAGCCAAAGAAGAAUGACGAUGAGCAGAGUUUAUAUUGGCAAUUUGUCUUCCCGUGUUACCGACCGAGAGCUUGAACAUUUCUUUAGAGGAUUUGGAAAAAUACGUGAUAUAAUGUUAAAAAACGGAUUUGGAUUUGUGGAAUUUGACGACUACCGUGAUGCUGAGGACGCUGUGUAUGAACUAAAUGGACGUGAACUUUGUGGGCAUAGAGUUGUUGUGGAAAUUUCUCAUCGUUCUCAGCAACAACAACAAUAUCGAAGUGGAAUGCGAUCCCGUGAUGGCCGUGUUAAUGGACGUUUUCCUCCGCCAAGAGAGACACGUCAUCGGAUGCGUGUUACCAAUUUGUCAACCCGAUUUUCUUGGCAGGACCUAAAAGACAUGAUGAGGGAUGCAGGCGAAGUUACUUAUGCUGAUGCCCACAAAAGAGUUCGAAAUGAAGCGCUAGUUUGUUUUGCUACGCACGAUGAUUUGCGCCGAGCUAUGGACAGAUUUCAAGGCAAAGAAAUCAAUGGACGCCGCAUAAAGCUUAUUGACGAUUCCUACAAUGGUGGGGGACGUCGUUCAUAUUCUCGUUCGCGUUCUCGAUCGCCUCGUAGCCGUUCACGCAGUCGUUCAUACUCGAAUGACCGUCGUUCUACUUCUGCGCGUUCACGUUCGCCACCUCCAGAACCAUCUCGUUCACGAAGCACUUCACCAGUUCCUGCUAAAAAUGCUGACGAUGCUGAGAGUAUCGAGAAACGUAGCCGCUCUCGUUCUGCUUCGGUUGGAUCUGAAAAGAAUUGAAGAAGAGGUAAUAGUGUCGUUUCCAGUCCACAUUUUUCCUCCCCAAUUU
This is a messenger RNA of Meloidogyne enterolobii, 970 nucleotides long. NCBI's taxonomy places the organism in Eukaryota, Metazoa, Nematoda, Chromadorea, Rhabditida, Meloidogynidae. The record is from the annotation of a GenBank genome assembly.